This is a messenger RNA of Fusarium poae, 249 nucleotides long. RefSeq lists its product as uncharacterized. The coding region runs from base 1 to 249 and encodes 82 amino acids. The transcript has 2 exons. The record is from RefSeq and is a predicted model, not a curated record. NCBI's taxonomy places the organism in Eukaryota, Fungi, Ascomycota, Sordariomycetes, Hypocreales, Nectriaceae.
AUGGCAAAUAUCUCAGUUAAGAAGCUGAGCCUAGUUGAUGGAGCCGAAGAGCUCGACUUGCCAGAUGAGGCCGCGGUGAUUCUCGAUGAUCUACGUAAUGAGAUCCGAGGGAUUACUCCGAUUGUAAAACAACAAGGAGUAAAGAUCCUCUACUCAUAUGGCACUCCCGAAUCGUGUGGGAAGCUCUCUUCCGCAAUUGGCCGCCACAAGGCCCAGGAAAUCAAAAAAUUCUAUCUACUGUGCGAUUAA